Molecule: messenger RNA, 2477 nt
Organism: Cucurbita maxima (winter squash)
Lineage: Eukaryota; Viridiplantae; Streptophyta; Magnoliopsida; Cucurbitales; Cucurbitaceae
Exons: 2
Coding region: 87-2219 (710 amino acids)
Molecular function (GO): protein binding
Source: RefSeq, a predicted model, not a curated record
GUGUUCUUUAAGGAAGACCAAAAGCUUGGGUUUCCCAUUCUCUCUUCAUAGCGUUGUACUCCAAAAUUCCCACUCCGCCGCUCGCCAUGACGGAACCGCUGCCUCCACCGCCAACUCAGCCGCUUCCGUCGGCGGUAGCGCCUCAUCUGAACUAUCCGGAGUCGGUGGACUCCUCUCCGAGGUCUCGCAACGCUGAUACGUGGGAUGAGCCUCUUGCCCCCGCCGCACUCGCUAGUCGGCUUCGCUUUAUGUGCAGCUAUGGCGGCCAUAUAGUUCCUCGUCCUCACGAUAAGACUCUGUGCUAUGUUUCUGGUGAGACACGGAUCGUGGUUGUCGACCGUCAUACCUCUUUAUCUGACCUGACUGCUCGUUUGUCGAAGACGCUUCUCAAUGGUAGGCCGUUUACCUUGAAAUAUCAGCUUCCGAAUGAGGAUUUGGAUUCUCUGAUUUCUGUUACCACUGAUGAGGAUUUGGAGAAUAUGAUUGAUGAGUAUGAUCGGACAGCGAGUAAUUCUUCUAAUUCUGCCGCAAAACCCUCGCGACUUAGGUUGUUUUUGUUCCCGAUUCAGCCGGAUGUUUCUCAGUCAAUUGGCCCAAUUCUUGAGAGCUCUACUAGCUCUGAUGACUGGUUUUUGAAUGCUUUGAAUGGUGCCGGUUUGCUUAAUAGAGGUUUUUCGGACACUGCAUCGGUCAAUUGCUUGUUAGGGCUUGAUGAUGAUGUUGGUGUUAACAACCUCGAUUCGGGUACAAGAGAGGCGGAGGGUUCUCAGCCUGGUUCGUUUGGAAAUGGCAAGGGUGGAAAACAGGAUGUUCAUUCUGUUCCUGAUUCGCCGAUGAUCGAGACAACUUCGUCUUUUGGUUCCACCUCUUCUUCGCCUUCUUUGGCGAAUUUGCCGCCGAUUCGAGUUCAUUUGGAGGAUGCCGGCAAUAGCGGUGGCGGUGGUGUUGGUGCAGUCCGAGUCCAAGAUCAGAAGGUGGGAAUUGAGGAGCAAUUUUCGCAGAUUAGUGUUGGUGGUGUUGGGCAAAAGCAGCAAGAGGAAACUUUCGCAGUACUCUCUUCGCCGCCUCCUUUGCCUACAACUAUUGUGGCUACGGCGGCAGGCUCUGCAAUUCCUGUGAGCGCAGCUGUUGGAGUUGGUGUAGGAGAAUAUUCCAAUCGGGCGAUCUCUGAUGACGAGAGAUCGGACCACGGGGUGCAGGUUGGUUACCGAAAACCACUGCCACCUCAACCACUGCCACCUCAACCACAAUCCCUUAUCCCCCCAUUGCAGCAGAAAUCAAGUGGACUUGUUGAUAUACCUUCCCCGGACUCAAUGUCAAGUGAUAGUAGUAUAAACAAUCCGAUGUCUCGCUCAAUACCUGUGAUGUAUCAAGAACAAGUUCAUCAAAUCCCCUCUUCUGCCGUUAGGAUUCCUGGUAGUCCCGCAGAUCCAAAAGCCAAUAUUUCUGAUCAGAACACUCGGGUGCAUAUUCAACAACAGGUCCAAGAAGCAGGGUAUGUGUUACAAUCUCAUUACGAUCAGCAUCAACUUCAGCAACAACUUCAGCAACAGCAACAACACCCACCUCAACCACAGCAAUUCAUACAUGCGGGCGCUCACUACAUCCAGCAGCACCCAUCUGGCGCAAUGCCCAUGCCAACAUUUUUCCCUGUAUAUUCUCCUCAGCACCCUCAUCUUCCCCAUCGGAUGGAGCACCAAUAUCCAGUCUACUACCUGCCUGCUAGACAGGCCCAAGCUUAUGGCAAUUUGCCUGUACAGCAAUCUACCAUGAGCGAGGCUGUUGCUGCUAUUCCUCCUGGCCAGCCCCAAACCCCUACGAAUCCAACUUUGGUUACUACUGCAGCUUUCAACCCCAUGAGGAAUGCUCCUAUUGCGAAAACCGAAGUGGUUGCCAAUGCGUACAAACAGACAACUACACCUACUCAAUCUUUAGUUCAGGUUCCCACAAGUCAGCAUCAACAACAAUACGUUGGCUACAACCAGGGUUACUCUCAUAUUCAGCAUCCAUCCCAAUCGGUCACACCUACAUCCGCUCCUGCAAACUAUGCCUACGAAUUUCCAGAGCCUGCUCAUUCCCAGAUAUAUUAUACUCAGCCUCUAGCACCACCUUCUCAGUACCAAGCCAUGCCCGCACCUGCUGUAAUGCUGCCUGAAAAUUCUGCUCAGCUUCCCACUGACAACAUGAAGCAGCAGAUGAGAACUUCUCAACCAUUAUAGUCUGUUCAGAAAGAAGAAACAAUUUUGGAAUAAAGUAUUUGGUUUUGUUUACAAAUUUAAAAUUUAUUGUCUGUCUUGUGAUUGGUAUCUAUUGGUUUGUGCAUGUAUCUGAGGUAGAGUUAAUAAGUAAUUGUUGUUGUCUUUUGGUUCGUGUGCCAUAUUAUUUGUUUAUUGUCAUAGAGAAUGAAAAAGUGGUCUGGAGAUUAUAGUUAUACUGUAAAAGUUCUGAACUUAAACAUCGUGUGUUUGUGCAGUCAA